Ornithorhynchus anatinus (platypus) is the source of this 1214-nucleotide messenger RNA. RefSeq names its product charged multivesicular body protein 1B (gene CHMP1B). Gene Ontology annotation, biological process: late endosome to vacuole transport; endosome transport via multivesicular body sorting pathway; protein transport. The coding region runs from base 73 to 675 and encodes 200 amino acids. NCBI's taxonomy places the organism in Eukaryota, Metazoa, Chordata, Mammalia, Monotremata, Ornithorhynchidae. The transcript has 8 exons. The record is from RefSeq and is a predicted model, not a curated record. Gene Ontology annotation, cellular component: ESCRT III complex; multivesicular body.
CACCGACCGCCCCCAGACAGACCGACCGACCGACCGACCCACCCGCCGCCCGCCCGCCCCAUCCCCGCCGCCAUGUCCAACAUGGAGAAGCACCUGUUUAACUUGAAAUUCGCUGCCAAAGAGCUGAGCAGGAACGCCAAGAAGUGCGACAAGGAAGAGAAGGCGGAGAAGACCAAGAUCAAGAAGGCCAUUCAGAAGGGGAACACCGAGGUCGCCCGGAUACACGCCGAAAACGCCAUCCGGCAGAAGAACCAGGCCAUCAACUUCCUCCGGAUGAGCGCCCGGGUGGACGCGGUGGCGGCCCGGGUCCAGACCGCGGUGACCAUGGGCAAGGUGACCAAGUCGAUGGCGGGGGUAGUGAAGUCCAUGGAUGCCACGUUGAAGAGCAUGAACCUGGAGAAGAUAUCCGCCCUGAUGGACAAGUUCGAGCACCAGUUUGAGACGCUGGACGUUCAGACGCAGCAGAUGGAGGACACGAUGAGCAGCACCACGACCCUCACCACGCCGCAGAACCAAGUGGACCUGCUGCUGCAGGAGAUGGCGGACGAGGCCGGCCUGGAUCUGAACAUGGAGCUACCCCAGGGCCAGACAGGCUCCGUGGUGGGCACGAGCGUCGCCUCGACCGAGCAGGACGAGCUGUCGCAGAGACUCGCCCGCCUCCGGGACCAGGUGUAACGGACCAGCCGCCGUCUCCCGCCCCCGAAACCGCUCUCCCACCUUCCGGCCCCCUCACCCCCUCGGGAAGAACCCUGCCUGUUCCCGGCUGGCGCCAGUUCCCGAAUCCAGUACCCCGAACCCCCUCCGGGGUGCCCGCCCCGAGAGGAUCGGAGCGUUCGGAACGGCGCGUGCCGAAGGGGGGGCGGGGGAUCUCGGGGGGGGGGUCCCGGUCCCUUCCACGGGACCCCGGUGAGGUGAAAACAACCGUCUCUGAUCCGUUUGUCCGAAACCCCGGUCCCAAACCCGGCGGGAGCCGUUCCGGACUGGGAUGGCACGGGGUCCGGAUUCGGUUUUAAUCUGCACGGAGGAUUGCCAGCGGUCGUCGAACUGGCAGCCCCGUGAGGCGUCCGGCCCCCGCCGACCGGACGGCGUGAGCUGGCUCUGGUCCGCGUCCCCCGGAUCGCCAGCGGGCGUCGGGACGACGCUCCUGCCCGGAGCCCGGGACUCCCGCCUUUCGUUGUAUAAAUUACUAUAAAAAUGGUCUUGGUUAACGGGAA